CCUCAAGCGCUAACACGACUCACUGGCAAACGGGCCCUCACUAGGGCAUACCCCACCACUAAAUGUUCCAUUAAGAUACGGGCUCCUCGCAACUUCACGCUGGAGUAGGGCGUCUGGGCCCCCAAUAUUUGCUGGCAUGUAUCGCUGAUCCACUGGCAAUUCCUUGUACAAUCCCAGGUUUGUCAUAUUGAAGUUCGCCAUGGUCAUGAGACCUCCAUCAACCGCAUGAUUCCUCCUUCCACCAAUGUUGCUGCAGCAUCAUGUGCUUCAGCAUCAGACGCCGGCCAGGAGUCCGCAACCUAGCCCUCUUUCCUCCCAACCCCUUGUCCACCCACUUGCGUGCUCUCGAGACCGAGGCGAACCGUGAUGUUCUGUCGAAGUUGAACGCGCAUCUUUACAUGGUCAAGAUCUCCCAGAUCACUCUUGAAUACUGGUCGAAACUGGUGGCAGAACUCUACGACGAGAUCCAGGCUCUUUCUAUCGGCGAGAGCGGAUUACUAAUGGGCUUGAGCCUCGGGAGCGGCGGCGGCGGAAACAUGCUCAAUGACAUGUCUCUGAGGAAGAACAUCUACAGCGACGUCUUGAGUAACUUGAGACUUGUUGUCAUCGAUCGGAUGGUUAAGCCAGAGGAGGUGCUAAUCGUCGAAAACGACGAGGGUGAAAUCGUUCAUUCGAUUGUCCUCUAUAAGCAGAUGCGGGAGCUACUGGUCUAUCUUACGCAUCUUGACGUUGUGGACACUGAAAAUAUACUGACCGGAAAACUUGCAAAGCAAGUCGAUGGUUCGGAAUGGAGUUGGCAGAACUUAAACACGCUUUGCUGGGCUAUUAGAAGCAUAUCAGGAGCAAUGAGUAAACGCCUUGCUACCGUCAUCAAGGAUUUCUUAGGAUUGUGCGAAAUCAAAAGAGGCCAAGAUAACAAAGCUGCCGCCACCUCAGAUAUCAUGUACAUCAACUUUCUCAAGACAGUGGUCAAUAAAUUGUUCGAGUUCAUGUACGAGACCCAUGAAGGUGUUCAAGACAUGGCAUGCGACACGUUCAUCAGGAUUGCUCAGAAGUGCAGGAGGCAUUUUGUCAUACAACAAUCGGUAGGACAGGAGCCAUUCGUAGAUGAGAUAUUGCGGCUGCUCCAUCGCAUCACUGUCGACCUGUCACCUCAGCAGGUACACACUUUCUACGAGGCCUGGGAUUCGCUCAUGGCUCAAGCUACACAUAAUAUGGAUGCCCUAAGGAACCUCGAUAAUAUCAAGAUUUUGUCCAAUGUCCUCAAGACGAACGUGUCUGCUUGUACAUCUAUCGGCAGCUUCUACCUGCCCCAGAUUGGCCGGAUCUUUUUGGACAUACUGGGUCUGUAUAAGGCGGUCAGUGGCAUUAUCAGUGAGACUGUAGCUCGGGAAGGCACCGUUGCCACUAAGACGCCAAAGAUACGGCAGCUGCGUGCCGUUAAGGAGAUAUUGAAACUGAUGGAGACGUAUAUCAAGAAGGCUGAGGAUCUUGAAGCCGUGAAUACGCAUUUCAUGCCGCCACUACUGGGUGUAAUUCUUGGUGACUACAACCGCAAUGUACCGACUGCACGAGAUGCUAGGGUGCUGAACGUGGUGGCUACCAUUACAAGCCGUCUCGGGCCUUUGUUGACUCCUCAAGUCCCUGCCAUUCUUGACGCAGUCUUCGAGCCAACGGUGACCAUGAUUAAUCAAGACUUCUCUGAGUUUUUCAAGCUCCUUCUGGUAAUUAACCUAAAUUGUUUCCCGGCUCUGCUAGGCAUUCCACCGCCACAGCUCAAGCUCUUCACGGACAGUAUCAUCUGGGUAAUUAAGCACACGAUGCGUGACAUUGCUGUCACCGGACUUAACCGCGCAGAGACUGCCCAGUACUUCCUGAGUAUCGUGCAAGACAUAUUAUUUGUACUCACGGACACGGACCACAAGAGUCGUUUCAAACUUCAAAGCCUUCCACUCGCACGCAUGUUCCAGCUGGCACCCCCAUUUGAUCCUGCGCAAAUGGCAGAUCCUACCAUCUCAAAUUCUGUCUUCCUGAAGGACGUUAAUAGAUCAUUUCGAUUUUUACAUAGGUUUAGCGUGUGGGCCGCGGCUGACUUUGGCCCACUUUACAGGUGCUCUGCGUGUUGAGGUUGCCGUUAACAUUAUCCGGUGGUCCACGCCC
Molecule: messenger RNA, 2160 nt
Organism: Suillus clintonianus
Lineage: Eukaryota; Fungi; Basidiomycota; Agaricomycetes; Boletales; Suillaceae
Product: CRM1 C terminal-domain-containing protein
Exons: 17
Coding region: 261-2126 (621 amino acids)
Biological process (GO): ribosomal small subunit export from nucleus; protein export from nucleus; ribosomal large subunit export from nucleus
Cellular component (GO): nucleus; cytoplasm
Molecular function (GO): nuclear export signal receptor activity
Source: RefSeq, a predicted model, not a curated record